Sorex araneus (European shrew) is the source of this 2432-nucleotide messenger RNA. It is a transcript of the gene NPY5R, whose product is annotated as neuropeptide Y receptor Y5. Gene Ontology annotation, biological process: G protein-coupled receptor signaling pathway. Bases 515 to 2113 code for a protein of 532 amino acids. NCBI's taxonomy places the organism in Eukaryota, Metazoa, Chordata, Mammalia, Eulipotyphla, Soricidae. The transcript is spliced from 6 exons. Gene Ontology annotation, cellular component: plasma membrane; neuron projection. The record is from RefSeq and is a predicted model, not a curated record. Gene Ontology annotation, molecular function: neuropeptide binding; neuropeptide Y receptor activity.
CCUUGGAUCUGCUACCUCGGGGGGUGCGUGGCCUAUAGGAAUCCUGGAAAGAAAAGCCACUGACAUCUAAAGCACGCGGUGUUGGGCACAGGCAGAACGCACCGCGCAGGGGAAAAGUCAGUGCCAUCUUGUGGUCGAAGUCAGACCGGAGCAUGAAAGUCCGGGAUGAAAAGGACUGUUUUUUAUUUACCAGCGCAGGAGAGGUGACAUUCAUCGCCAAAACAUCACUAAUAUGUUUGGGGCUUUCUUUUGCAACGGUCAAAUGCUUUUCAUGUCAAUACCUAGAAUUUUUUUCCUAAGGGCAAACAAAAGACUUUCCGGACUUUCCGAAGAGGGAGUCUAGCUUUUGAGUUUUUUCUUUCCACUGCAAAAAUGCAUUGAGUCAGAUUUGUUCCCAGCGCCCAGCUGCUUUUAUUUUUUAUUUUUUCUCUCAAGGGGAGCACGAUGAACUGAACAUAUCCCCGGUGGUCAAAGAAUCAAUGCAAAUUUCUCAGAGCUUAGUCUACUGAACACGAUGAAGGAAAGAAUAGACUGUGCACAGUUACUUUGUCUUGCGACCCAUCGAAACCGUUUCCCUCCCUCCGCUGCUCCACGCCACAGACAGAGCCCGCAACUCCUCUGGACGGCGGGACUGGAUGCUGGUGGCUCUCCUGCAGGUGAGUCCGCCCCCUCCAGGUUGUCCUCCGACACCUGCAGCCGCCCGGACGCUGGAGUCCCACUCGGCCUGGAUCGCAGGCUUGCUUAUUGUGCUUUCCAGGAAAAAGUGAGUGAAGGGGACUAUAAUAUGGAUUUAGAACAUGAGAAUUAUUAUAACAAGACCCUUAGCACAGAGAAUGAUACUGUUGCCACUCGGAAUUCUGAUUUCCCAGUCUGGGAUGACUAUAAAAGCAGUGUAGAUGAUCUACAGUAUUUUUUGAUUGGACUCUAUGCAUUUGUAAGUCUUCUUGGUUUUAUGGGGAAUCUGCUUAUUUUAAUGGCUCUCAUGAGAAAGCGGAAUCAGAAGACCACAGUCAACUUCCUCAUAGGAAAUUUGGCCUUCUCUGACAUCUUGGUCGUGCUGUUUUGCUCGCCCUUCACACUGACCUCUGUCUUGCUGGAUCAGUGGAUGUUUGGUAAAGUCAUGUGCCAUGUCAUGCCUUUCCUUCAAUGUGUGUCAGUUCUUGUUUCAACUUUAAUUUUAAUAUCAAUUGCCAUUGUCAGGUAUCAUAUGAUUAAACAUCCCGUAUCUAACAAUUUAACAGCCAACCAUGGCUACUUCCUGAUCGCUACCGUGUGGACCCUAGGUUUUGCGAUUUGUUCUCCCCUUCCAGUAUUUCAUCGCCUUGUGGAACUGCAGGAAACCUUUGACUCUGCAUUGCUGAGCAGUCGGUAUUUAUGUGUUGAGUCCUGGCCAUCCGACUCAUACAGAAUUGCUUUCACUAUCUCUUUGUUGCUAGUUCAGUAUAUCCUGCCUUUAGUUUGUCUCACUGUCAGUCAUACCAGUGUCUGCAGGAGCAUAAGCUGUGGAUUAUCCAACAAACCAAUCAAACAAGAAGAAAAGGAGAUGAUCAACUUAACUCUUCAGCCAUCCAAAAAGAGCGGGACUCCGGGGAAACUGCCCAGCAGCCACAAAUGGAGUUACUCGUUCCUCAGAAAACACAGGAGAAGAUACAGCAAGAAGACAGCAUGUGUGUUACCUGCUCCACCAAGGCCUCCAGAGAACCCUUCUAGAAUGCUUCCAGAAAACUUGAGAAGUCAGCCCUGCUCAUCCAAUAAGUUUAUCCCAGCAGUCCCUACGUGCUUUGAGAUGAAGGCUGAAGAAAACGCUAAUGUUCAUGAAGUUAGAGUAAACCGUUCCAUCAUGCGAAUCAGGAAGCGAUCUCGCAGUGUUUUCUACAGACUGACCAUAUUGAUAUUAGUGUUUGCGGUUAGCUGGAUGCCACUACACCUUUUCCAUGUGGUAACUGAUUUUAAUGAUAACCUUAUUUCAAACAGGCAUUUCAAGUUGGUGUAUUGUAUCUGUCAUUUGUUAGGCAUGAUGUCCUGUUGUCUGAACCCAAUACUAUAUGGUUUUCUUAAUAAUGGGAUCAAAGCUGAUUUAAUGUCCCUUGUACACUGCCUUCAUAUGUCAUAACUUUCACUGUUUACCAAGAAAGAAAAAAAUGGUAGACUCAUUUAAAAUAUAUUCAUAAUGACUAUGUAAGUAUACUACAUUUUGUAAUAAAUAAUAAAUAUGAUGUUUAAUUUAUGUGUAAGAGUUCUGGAUUUAAAUGUAAAUAUGUAAUGUUUAAAAGACAACUUUCCUGUGUUAUAAUGUGAUUAGUUCACUUUGUUACGUAAAGUCAAUUUUAUUUCUUUCUGUAAUUUUAUUGUUGAAAGAAGUUAUAUUACCUUUCCUUUUUAUCUUGUCUUUGAAAUAAAUAAAUUGUAAUUUUUGUUUAAAAUAAAAGUUA